Messenger RNA from Didymodactylos carnosus, 1524 nucleotides. NCBI's taxonomy places the organism in Eukaryota, Metazoa, Rotifera, Eurotatoria, Philodinida, Philodinidae. The record is from the annotation of a GenBank genome assembly.
AUGACAACGGAUCGAAGUAUUUCGACAAUACCAUCUUCAUUUGUCUAUGAAGACUUACUCUCUCAAGUUAGGACAAUUCAAGAUUACAUGGCUAAAAUUAAAAAUGUACUUGAUAAUCGAUUGAAAGAUGGAAAAAGAAAGCGACAUGAAUUGAAAUCUCGUUCACUAAUAUUUAUCGAUCCAUAUGGUAAUAAAAUUGUCGACAAAAUUAUGGAUCAUGAAAUGAUCAAUAAUGUCUUAAUAACGUUUAAGAAGAAUUAUGUACCAAAGUAUUUACAAAAAUGGAUAAAAAUUGGAAUUAUGAAAGAUUCUAUUAUCUCAUCAGCUAAUAAUUGUGGAUUGAGAUCAACUGUAUCUCAUUAUGCAAAUGGCUAUCAAUUUAUUGCAUAUAGUGAAGUAAUUGUAUGGCUUGGGUAUUAUAAGCAUUUACCGCGUCAUCAAUGUAAUUUGCGUGUUCUGUUGAUCGAUAAUAUGGAAAAAAUUAAAAUGCAAAUAAACAAAGUUGGACAAUUUCCUAGUCUAGAAUUAAAAUCAUGUACGUUAAAGCCAAAAACAAAACCGAGCGAAAAAGAUUGGAAUGAAGGUACAACACUUGAAUCAGAAGAUACAAUUAUGUCACGUCACUUAUAUGAAGAUAAUUGUGUUAUCAUGGCAAAAGUUAUACAAGAAAAGACUGAUUUUCUCAUAUUUGUGAAGCCACCCAUUGGAAAAACGAUCACUUUGUCAGUGAAUUCAGGGAUGGAUAUGAUAGCUGUGAAAGAACUACUAGAAAAAAAAGAAGGCAUUCCUGUUGAUCAGCAACGUCUAAUGUUUGCUGGCCAAGAGGUAGAAGAUGACAGAACUCUUGCAGACUAUGACAUAUGGAACGCAUCGUUAAUGUAUAUGGUAGUUCGUUUACGAGGUGAAAUGUAUCAUUUUACUGGUGGUCGACAGAACUUCAAUAACUUGGCUUGUGACAGUGCCGAAGCAGUUAAUAUAGAAGAAAAGACUGAUUUUCCCAUAUUUGUGAAGACACUCACUGGAAAAACGAUCACUUUAUUAGUGAAUUUAGGGAUGGAUAUGAUAGCUGUGAAAGAACUACUAGAAAAAAAAGAAGGCAUUCCUGUUGAUCAGCAACGUCUAAUAUUUGCUGGCACACAGAUAGAAGAUGACAGAACUCUUGCAGACCAUGGCAUAUGGAAAGAAUCGACAAUACAUCUGGUACUUCGUUUACGAGGUGGAAUGUUUCAAUUUACUAGUGGUCGACAGAACUACGAUAACUUGGAUUGUGGCCUUGCCAGAGCAGUUAAAGAUGUUCUCAGUUUCAAGCUUAAAGAUAUGGACCAUGUGUCCUUUUCAUCAUCAGAUGAGUUACAAAAUUCUCUUUUACAAGCACAAACUGUUCUCUUUUAUUUAUAUCAUUCAACUGAACACGCCUCUACACCAGAUAAUAGUCCACUUCUAAAGUCAACUAUAUUGCCAACAACUGCCGAUGUCGAUGAAGAUAGCAAAGAUGAUGCCAAUAAUGUGUCAAACAAGCAUUGA